Messenger RNA from Fulvia fulva, 312 nucleotides. RefSeq lists its product as uncharacterized. Bases 1 to 312 code for a protein of 103 amino acids. The transcript is spliced from 3 exons. The record is from RefSeq and is a predicted model, not a curated record. Lineage: Eukaryota; Fungi; Ascomycota; Dothideomycetes; Mycosphaerellales; Mycosphaerellaceae.
AUGACCCAGGAAGUGCACAAGCUGCGAGGUGGGCUUGGCGCUGAGAAGGCCAGAUCCAAGGCGAGCCACGACCAAGUCUUUCAACUGCGCAAGUGGAUGUCUGAUCGCGACCGCACUAUCACCAAAUCGCUGGCAGACAAGGAGGAGCUGCGGAAGCAAGCGGCAGGACGUGACCGCAAGAUCACGAGCUUGACCAACCCAGGGUCAUCGCAGCCCGCCAGCGGCAAUGCACCCGUGUCGCGAUACAAAUUUCCGCUGCCGCCACCACCUGCUGCAUUGAUGCCAAGGUCAUACAGGAAGGUCGCCGAGUAA